Molecule: messenger RNA, 489 nt
Organism: Parathielavia appendiculata
Lineage: Eukaryota; Fungi; Ascomycota; Sordariomycetes; Sordariales; Chaetomiaceae
Exons: 1
Coding region: 136-396 (86 amino acids)
Source: RefSeq, a predicted model, not a curated record
UCUCUGCGCCCGAUCGCAAAUGCAUUUCUGUUCUUGACGGGAGAAGGCGCAGUCAACUGCCACUUACUAAGGUAUUGUUGCGCGACAGUUCGGGGCUAGCAAAGCCUUCGACAGCGACAGGAAAGUCUUAAGGUUAUGAAAUUUCAUCCCUCCCGGGCAUUAAGCGCCGCAUGUACCCUGAGUAAAAGAUGCACCCUGUUUUCUGAUCUCGCAAUCCUGGGGAGAACUCAUGCUGCUAGUACACGCUAUCGAAUUGGAUUUGUGGGAUUUGUGUCUUCGGCCCUGACGAGGAGGUCGAGCAGCCAAAGUGAUAAAUUGAGGCUCCCGUCAUCAAUCAGCCGUGACAUCCGAGGGCUCCGUGUAAGGCAAAAAGUGAGGAUAGUCCAUCGACGUUGACACCACUGUAGAGGAUCUGCAAACCUGCCUCAGAUCAUUAUGACCCGCCUCAUGAGAUGCAUUGUGCCGGUUCAAAGGAAGUUGAACCGCGAG